AUGGGGCAGAAACUCUUCCGACUCCACCCGCAGCUCGGGACGUCACCUCUUUACCUCGCUGCCCAGCACGGCCACUACUCGACAGCACAAGUGCUGCUUCGAGCUGGUGUGAGCAGAGAUGCCCGAACAAAAGUGGACCGGACGCCGCUACACGUGGCCGCGGCUGACGGACACGCUCCCCUCGUAGAACUGCUAAUCAGGAACGGGGCCGACGUAAACGCCAAGGACGUGCUGAAAAUGACGGCGCUGCACUGGGCGACAGAGCGCAACCACCGCCACGUCGUAGAGCUGCUCAUCAAGUACGGAGCUGACGUCCACGCUUUCAGCAAGUUCGAUAAAUCGGCUUUUGAUAUUGCUUUGGACAAGAACAAUCCAGAGACUCUGGUAAUGCUCCAGGAAGCGAUGCAGAACCAGGUGAGCCCUCACCCAGAGGGAACGAGUCCUGUCCCCAACGCGGUGACUCUCGCCUCGCCGUUCAUUCUUGCACCGGGGGAAGUUCUCAGCUUGAGCCGUCUCGUCUCUUCAGCAAAUGCCGAAACAACCCCAGGCGACUCGAACCUCUCCCCGGUGCAGUUCUCCAACUCGACCACCUCCGUGCUCGCCACGCUCGCGGCCCUUGCGGGAGUUUCGGCCCCGCUUUCCAACGGUGACGCAG
This is a messenger RNA of Apaloderma vittatum (bar-tailed trogon), 655 nucleotides long. RefSeq names its product GA-binding protein subunit beta-2-like. NCBI's taxonomy places the organism in Eukaryota, Metazoa, Chordata, Aves, Trogoniformes, Trogonidae. The transcript is spliced from 4 exons. The record is from RefSeq and is a predicted model, not a curated record. Gene Ontology annotation, molecular function: transcription cis-regulatory region binding; protein binding. The annotation marks the transcript as partial. Gene Ontology annotation, biological process: positive regulation of transcription by RNA polymerase II. Gene Ontology annotation, cellular component: nucleus.